AUGGUCUCCGGCGGUAGUCCUCAUUAUGCUCUCCUACACAGGCAACUAAAGGAGGCGAUUUCGAAGAACCUCCAGGAGGCUCAAGAGCUCGAGGGAGAGCUCGCGGCACAGCUGCCCGUAGCUGCGCAAGCAGACGACGGUAUUGCUCAACUCACGGAUCUGAGAUUCAAAAUUAGAAACAGAUACGAGCACGUCGUUCUGAACGAUCCCCGCUUCUCCGCUGAGAAGAACAUAGAGCAAUUGCUCUGGAAGGCAGUGUACUAUCAAGUGAUCGAAACUCUCAGACGAGAAAUGGAGUUCGGAGUUCGAACGCCGGAGAGUGUUCGUGCCAACAUUUGUGAAAUCGUCGAAGAAGGGACGCUCUAUUACGAAAAUCUCCUGGAACAACUUCAGGGCUUGCACGGUUUCAACCUUAACGAAAUCUUGCGAAGUGAACAGCCCCAUGUCUUGGGCUCGAGGGGUUCUAUGAAGAUGGUGUCUAUUUCCGCGCACAAAAUUCUCAUUUACUUGGGAGACCUCUGCCGCUACCGAGAGCAGGCUCUGGAGAGCGCGAACUUUGUCAGGGCCCGGGAUUAUUACCUCAAAGCCCAGCAGCUUGCGCCGAAGAAUGGAAAACCUUACAACCAGUUAGCUCUCCUUGCAGUUUACUCGAGACGCAAACUGGAUGCUGUUUAUCACUACAUGCGAAGCUUGGCCGUGAGCAACCCAUUCUUGACGGCGAAGGAGUCCCUGACAACGUUGUUCGACGAGGUUCGGAAAAAAUAUGAAGCACAAGAAAAGAUGAAAAAACAGCUCGAAGCGAACAAGAGCAAUAGCCACUUGGCUUUGCCGGAGCAGUGUGAAAUCUGGAUACGUCCUGACGGGUCGAGCUGGCAGAGACGAGGGGAUUCAGAGUUGGAACAGAAACAGGACAUGAUCGAAGAACUGAGAGCGAUGUCUGACCUCGACCUCCUGAAACAAUUCACUUCGAGUUUCCUCCAUGUCCACGGGAAGCUUUUCUCCAAAAUCGGGAUGGACCAAUUCUCCGACGCCGCAAAACAGAUGAUGGUCGAGCUGAAGUGUCUUCUGAGGAAGCCCUUGGGUCCCGGAGGAGGUGCUAGAUACUUACAGCUCUUGACGAUAUGCAUUUUCUCAGUAGCCAACAACUCUCUCAAGAAUGCCGAAGCCCUCGACUCAAAUGCGCGGUCACUGAUGCAGGAGCACAGUGUCCAGAUAGCGUUGGCGUUCGUCACCCACUUGAUGGAGAGAUGCAGCGAGAGGAUCGAUGAGUACCUUCGGCAGCGUUCGGGAUCUGACGACAGAAUUCUACCCGAAGACGUCGAAGAGCUUCUGCCAGUGCUGAAAGUUUGGACCGACUGGAUGUCCGGCCACAAAAUGCUUUGGUGUCCCCCGCCCAAUAUGUGCGACUUCAGUACUUCAACGAAGGGAGACGUAUGGACAGCCUUGGCGGAACUCCUCAACGCGCUACAGCGAGCAGAAAAUCUCCGAAGCGAGCAGCAAUCGAAAUUAUUCUCGGAGGCUGUGAACGCGCCAUCGACCGAAGAGCUCGUGCUCCCGGAGGACACCAUCAUGGCUGGCUUCGUUCCCGUACUAAAUUCGCCGAUUGAUCCUUUCCUCGCUGGUCCGGUUCCGUCCGAACAUCGUGAGGCCUUCCGUACAAUGGUGCGAAUACAUCGACUCAACUUCUUCGCCGAUUACCUCUGCGGGUUGAAGAAGCCAUACCUCUCGUAUGAUGUGUACCACCGCACUUACGGCUCUCUCAUCGUCGACAACGGACGCCAGGACGACGACUGUGCGGAUGACGAAGACAAUCUCGUUGGCAACUAUGAAUCGCAAACCGGCUCUUCGGAGCAUUCGGAGAACGAAGACGCAAAUGUCCUUGACACAAGCCUCAAUGAAGAUGCGAUGACCGAGGUCGAUAAACUCCGGAAGAAAAAACAUAAUCUGCAGAAACGAAUGAGGCACCAGAACCGCGUCGAUGCUUACAUCGAGAGAGUGCUGAACAAUAACCGUGGCGCUACCAUUCUGGAAAUCCGUCCGCGGUAUCUUAUACCUGACACUAACUGUCUCGUGGAUCAUCUGGAGCUGAUACAGCGGCUCGUCGCCUGCAAGAAAUUCAGCAUAUAUAUCCCGAUUGUCGUUGUCAACGAGCUGGACGGUCUGGCACGCGGAACGAAUAACAGUUCCGGGGCGCGUGCGCAUCAGGACCCAGAACAUGCGGCUCGGGUCACAGCUUUCGCCCAGGAUGCCCUGUCCUAUCUCAAGGAGAUGUUCAACGCCCGGGAACCGAAACUGAGGACGAUAACCUCUCGAGGCAGCCUCCUAGAUUCCAUUGCUUUCCGCACAGAAACCGGGACCGAAAACGCGGGAAGCAACGACGAUGUGAUUCUGUCCUGCGCAAUCAGCCUGAGCAGAGAACAAUCGUUGCAGCCCGGAGAGACCGAGGCACCGUUGAAGUUGUUCAGAGAAGCGGUUCUUCUCACUGCCGAUCGGAAUCUGGCAGUGAAAGCUAUCUCACACAACGUGCCCGUCAGGGACCUGGCGAGUUUCAUCAGAUGGGCCCAAGUACCGCGACUCGAUCAGAGACAAGCCGGCGUUUGA
This is a messenger RNA of Galendromus occidentalis (western predatory mite), 2601 nucleotides long. RefSeq names its product Smg6 nonsense mediated mRNA decay factor (gene Smg6). Gene Ontology annotation, molecular function: telomerase RNA binding; telomeric repeat DNA binding; protein binding. NCBI's taxonomy places the organism in Eukaryota, Metazoa, Arthropoda, Arachnida, Mesostigmata, Phytoseiidae. Gene Ontology annotation, biological process: nuclear-transcribed mRNA catabolic process, nonsense-mediated decay. The transcript has 13 exons. Bases 1 to 2601 code for a protein of 866 amino acids. Gene Ontology annotation, cellular component: telomerase holoenzyme complex. The record is from RefSeq and is a predicted model, not a curated record.